This is a messenger RNA of Phycomyces blakesleeanus NRRL 1555(-), 186 nucleotides long. RefSeq lists its product as hypothetical. The record is from RefSeq and is a predicted model, not a curated record. Gene Ontology annotation, biological process: COPI coating of Golgi vesicle. NCBI's taxonomy places the organism in Eukaryota, Fungi, Mucoromycota, Mucoromycetes, Mucorales, Phycomycetaceae. Gene Ontology annotation, molecular function: GTPase activator activity. The annotation marks the transcript as partial. The transcript is spliced from 2 exons.
UGUUUUGAUUGCGGUGUAAAAGCACCUACAUGGACCUCAGUUCCUUUUGGAAUCUUCAUUUGCCAAGACUGCGCUGCAGCUCAUCGGAAUCUCGGUGUUCACAUUAGUUUUGUAAAAUCAACUCUUCUGGACUCAUGGACAACCGAACAGUUAGAGAUGAUGAAACAAGGUGGAAAUCAGGCUGCU